CGUUGCGCUCCGAGACCCCACAUCCACGUUUGGUUUCAUUAUUCAUCCACAAAUUACUGUAUGUAAGAAUACUUCAAACUAUCAAACAAGGUGCUUCUUAUAAUGUUUCGUGAUGAACACUGGCAGUUGCUUUUUUUAAGAAUUCGCUGCUGUUUCAAUUCACAUAAUACGAAAUAGAGCUCAAAAUCUGGCCAAAAGAGUGAAAGCCUACCAUUAAAUAUUUUUUUUUGUUUGUUUUCAAAAUGACUCUUCCCAACUCAAGUUUCCACCCAGGUGAUCCGAGCGCCUCCUCCCCCAGGGGUAGCGAGCACCAGUCCGGCUCCAUGGUGAUGUGUUACUCAGCGGCUUCGGUCACGCCUCCCUCCCUCCCCCUCCCUCUUUCGUUCUGUACGACUUACAAAUCAACUGGCUGCUUUAAAAUCAGCAUUUAGCUCCACAGUCUUCUCCCAAGCUAUUCCAUCCCCGGAGUCAAGGAAGAAGAUUCCCUGUAGGUGAGCCAAGCUCAAGAGUUUUUGUUUCUCUCAGAGGUUGAACACGACGGCCGGCAACCAAAAUGGGGUGCUUUGGAUUCCUCAAGUUUAUGAUGUUUCUUUUCAAUGGUAUUAUCUUUGUGGCGGGCGCAGUCAUCCUGGGUGUCGGCAUCUGGGUGAAAGUGGACAGCGGCUCCAUCCUGAAAUUCCUGGGCAUGAUCGAAAACGCCCCCCCGGAGCUCGGCCAGGUGCUCAACGUGGGCUACCUGCUGAUCGCUAUCGGAGUGCUUCUCGUCGUCAUUGGUUUUCUGGGAUGCUGCGGGGCUAUCCGAGAGAGCAAGUGCAUGCUGCUGCUGUUCUUCAUCAUAAUCCUGCUCGUUUUCCUAGCCGAGGUCGCAGGAGCUGUGGUGAUUUUGGUCUUCAGACCUUUGGCCGAAGACGUAUUCCGAAGGUUUGGCACCGCGGCGGUCGAGAGCAUCAAGAAGGACUACGGGAAGAAUUCUGACCUCACCGGAUUGUGGGAUACUACAAUGAGCACAUUAAAAUGUUGUGGGAUCUACAACUCCUCAAACUUUGUGGAUUCUCCAUAUUAUGUGACCAACAACAAUCAGUACCCGCCUCCGUGCUGUCCGGAGGCUAAGCCCUGUAAUCAAACGCUGAUUGACCAUUUCACGGCAAUCCCGGGUUGCUUUGAAAAAUUCACGCAACUGAUUAAUGACAACACGGUGGCAAUUGUAGCUGUGGCGCUGGGAAUUGCAGCCCUUGAGUUAUGUGCCAUGACUGUUUCCAUGAUCCUUUACUGCAAGAUCGAUUCAAGGACAGCCUGAGAAGCAACUACGAAAGGAUCAUUUUAAUCCCUGGACAAAUUCUACGGUACUUUACCAUAUUGCCUGUUUAAAAAAAAAAAGACUGAUUAUAUUUGUACAUAAAUGUCUAAUCUGCUUGAUCAGAAGGUGAGGGGCGGCCUAACAAGCCUAUUUUAAGCACGAUGAAGAGAAAUAAGUUUCCGUGAAUAGAGCAUUUAUCCAGGAGACUGCAAAUUUACGCCAGUGAUUAUUUAAUGUGACAGAGUGUUUUACGGCCUUUGACACACAUGACUGAAUUACGUGAUGAUUAAUAUUGUCAUAAUAAAAUUGAUUUACGGUUUAAUUUUGAAAUGAUGAACAAAUAUUAGUUGCGUUUGAAACUUAAUGAUGGGGUGAAAGCGCUAGCAAUGCAUGGAAUUUAAAUAGAAGAGGAAGACACAUUCAACCAGAGUUGUGUGGGGGGGGGGGGGGGCAAGGGGGGAGGGGGGUUACCGGUAUUUUGUAUCCAAGUUGCCACGAAAACCUGCACUUUGUCGUCAUGAAAUCACUUUUGUCUGGUGAUCGUGCCUUUGUAAGCGGGGUACACACCGACCAAUGAGGUUGAAGGCCCUGAAUCGCUGAGUUUGAACCCCUCCAUGCCCUCCCCGUCUCUGAACAAAAAUUAUAUAGUAGUGUAAUUAUUCAAAUGGCAAAGUAGCACCGAUACAGAACCCUGAACUCGAGUGUCUGGCUCAUGAUUAUUUUCAGAUCUUUGGGACUUUGAUAAAACUCGCCUGCCAUGUCAUCUUAUGAUAUCAAAACGGCUCUCCAAGGAAAGCCAAAAGCACGAUGUUAGCCCAUCCUGUAAUGUCGGACCUUCAAAAUAAAAGCAUGCUAAAUGAC
Messenger RNA from Hippocampus zosterae (dwarf seahorse), 2158 nucleotides. It is a transcript of the gene tspan34b, whose product is annotated as tetraspanin 34b. The transcript is spliced from 9 exons. The record is from RefSeq and is a predicted model, not a curated record. Gene Ontology annotation, cellular component: membrane. Bases 554 to 1297 code for a protein of 247 amino acids. Lineage: Eukaryota; Metazoa; Chordata; Actinopteri; Syngnathiformes; Syngnathidae.